Molecule: messenger RNA, 2733 nt
Organism: Syngnathoides biaculeatus (alligator pipefish)
Lineage: Eukaryota; Metazoa; Chordata; Actinopteri; Syngnathiformes; Syngnathidae
Product: paired box protein Pax-2a-like
Exons: 9
Coding region: 128-1084 (318 amino acids)
Biological process (GO): regulation of transcription by RNA polymerase II; anatomical structure development
Molecular function (GO): RNA polymerase II cis-regulatory region sequence-specific DNA binding; DNA-binding transcription factor activity, RNA polymerase II-specific
Source: RefSeq, a predicted model, not a curated record
GUGCGGGUGGGCUUGACUUGCCCCGGGGUGUUUAUUUAUUAUUUAUGGAUUUAUAUAUUUAUUUUCACCUGAGCUACGUUGCCUCUUUCAUAUUUAAAGGAACAGUUUUGCUUGAUCGGCCAUAAAAAUGUACUAUGAGACCGGUAGCAUCAAACCGGGCGUGAUCGGGGGCUCCAAGCCCAAAGUGGCCACGCCGAAGGUGGUGGACAAGAUAGCGGACUACAAGAGGCAGAACCCCACCAUGUUCGCGUGGGAGAUCCGCGACAGGCUGCUGGCCGAGGGCAUCUGCGACAACGACACCGUGCCCAGCGUCUCGUCCAUCAACCGGAUCAUCCGGACAAAAGUGCAGCAGCCCUUUCAUCCGUCGCCCGACGGGACGUCGCUGUCGACGCCGGGCCAUACCAUAGUGCCAAACACGGUGUCCCCACCAGUAACCAGCGCUUCCAACGACCCAGCGGGGUCCUACUCCAUUAACGGCAUUCUCGGUAUUCCGCGUUCCAACGGUGAAAAGAGGAAAAGAGAUGAAGAUGGUUCAGAUGGUUCUGGUCCAAACAGUGAUUCUCAGGGUAGCGUGGAGAGUUUACGGAAACACCUGAGGGCCGACGCCUUCACCCAGCAGCAGCUGGAAGCGCUGGACCGGGUCUUCGAGCGCCCCUCGUACCCGGACGUCUUCCCUCAAUCGGAGCACAUCAAACCGGAACAGGCUAACGAGUACUCUGUGCCCGGCCUCAAUUCCAGCCUGGACGAAGUCAAGCCCAGUUUGUCGUCCAACGCCAACCCGGAGCUGGGCCCCGGCGUGUCGCAAAGCUACCCUGUAGGUCGGGACAUGGCCAACACGACCUUACCCGGGUACCCCCCUCACGUCCCCCCCACUGGCCAGGGCAGCUACCCAACCUCCACACUCACUGGAAUGGUUCCUGGGAGUGAGUUUUCGGGGAACCCCUACAGUCAUCCGCAGUACACCACCUACAACGAGGCUUGGCGAUUCAGCAACCCGGCGUUACUAAGUUCCCCUUAUUAUUAUAGUGCCGCGUCGAGAGGCUCAGUCCCGCCCACUGCUGCCGCUGCCUAUGACCGCCACUAGUUACCACGGAAACCAAAUCAAACUACAGGACCGUCGCCUCGGCCACCAUAUUUGGGCGCAGUGAGGACACUCGCAUGAUGAGACCACUUUUUAUUUUUAUUUUUUUUUGGGCGGGUUGGGCUGUUCCAGAUUUCUUCACCACCCAUUUGAAUUUGAUCAACGGUUUUGGGAGACAACUAAAAUCAGCCAUUGUGGAUCAAUACUGUACAUUCCUUUGUUUGGCAGCUCUCAGCAGGGACUGUUCGGGGCUUAAAAAUGUAGCAGCGGCCUUUUAUUUUCCUAUUUUUUUUCCCCUCCCUUGACUCGAGUGAAAAUGGAACGACGCGAGACGAGCCGGCUGCGUUUUUAUUCAUCAUCCAACAUGGCGGAUGCCGUGGGAAGAUUAGGACUCUGUGAAACACAAUCAACAUGUUGACAAAAAAAAAAAAAAAAAAAAAAAGACAAAAAGUACAGUGCGUCGCCGUGGAAGCGAGUGGAUGUAUUCCUAAUGAUAUUUCUUAUUUCUGUUCUGUUUUUAUUUUUUAAUCAUUUAACGGACUAAACUGCUGUGUCGGGAUACGGAAGGCAACAUUUUUUGUCGUUUUUAUUAUUUUUUUUUGUUCAUGAUUUUGCACUAUUUUGGAGGUUGGCAACACUGUUGUACAGUCGAUGGAGGAAUUCCUUUAUGCAUACGUGCUUUAGGUUUCGGCACUUAAAGCGUCAUCUCGACAACAUGCACUACCGCUGGAUGCUUUCAGUACGGUUGAUGAAGUUUUUGGCAGGACAGGACAUGCAGCCAUCCCCCAUUGUCGCUUGGCACCAAUCCGGAAAAAGAAAACGCAUAGAAAUUUGAAUUUUUUUUUUUUUUUUUUAAGUUAGUGCUGAUGGACAUGGAGUCAAAAAGAUGAUGCCUUAUCACGUUUUAAAUUUGAAAAAGAAAAAAAAAAGCUUCAUCAAGUUUCAGGCUUCGUAUUUUUGUUUUUGACUGAAUGUAAUUGACAUUUGCCAAAGACUUUUUAUUAUUUACAGGCUGCCUAUCAUUGAGAUCAGUGUUAUCGAUAUCAUUAUUGUUUUCAUGGUUAUUAUUAAUUUUUAUAUUAUUAGGGACAAGCCACAUGCUUCACGAGGAAGUCUAAAUGUAUAAAUUCUAUGCAGUGCAGAUGGUCAUCAUAUGCAUUUGAAGGUGUUAAAAGUACUGUGGGUGAAGUUUAUUUAAUGUUCAUUUGUAGGAGUGUGUGUGCGUGCGCGCGUGCGUGUGUGACAAAACACUUCAUGUAAAUACAGUAAGAACUGUCUUUCAUGUUCAUGGCUAUUAUCUCUUUCAUUGAAGCCGGUCACACUUGUAUGAUAAUAAUAAUAAAAAAAAAGUGUCUGAAAUCUUUUACCAAAAAAAUGGCUGUUGUUUAAACACUUAUUUACUGAACAUACUAACAAUGUGUCAGCCUUGCAUUGAUCACUACCUCUGGAAAAUGAAAAUGUUUCAUAUUUGAACCAUGUAAUGUUUAUAUGUUCAUGUUUCUAUCCUCUGGUAGCUGGAAUUCAUUUCAGCACAUUUCAGCAUUGUUAGCUCCCAAGAUAGCCACCAGCAAGUACUAGCGGUACACGGAGAGAUUAACGGUAGCGCCGCGCUAAUGCUAACAUUGGGCGAACAGGGCCGGUUAAAAAAAACA